GGCUGGUGCGAAAGCUGCUGAGGGAGGAGGCGCCAUCCCGCAUCGCCGCCCUCACCGAGGAGCUCUUCCAGGCGGCGGGGAGCAUCUCUGAGGAGGAUGGGAGCGCGGCUGAGGUUGAAGAGACCGCAGUAAGCCUGUGGAACUGGGCUGUGACCAAACACACGGGUUCUGUUGUUAAUGAUGAGCAAAGAGCUAAACUACGGUUUGUUGCUUGCAGACUGGUGUGCCUUUGUGAAGGCAGUGAUCCUCCAGAGGGAACUAUUCGAAGACAGAUUUUGAUGUCUAUGAAAACUGGGAAAGGAUGGAUAGAUAUUGGAAAAGCUGAUCUUGCAGAUGGAUUUCUAGAGAUUGCAAUGAGUAGUAUAGAAAAACUAUAUGCGAAGUUACUUAAGGGGAGCGAUGGUGAAGCAGAUAUUCACGUGCACAGAGCUGAUGUGGAGAAGAACCUCUUCAAAGUACUCUCUUAUCAGGCUGAAUCAGCAGUUGCUCAAGGGGAUUUUCAGAAAGCAGUGAUGUGCGUGCAGCGCUGCAAAGAUAUGUUGAUGAAAUUACCAAAAGAGACUUGUUACCUGUCAAUCCUCUGUUACAAUUUUGGAGUGGAAACCUAUGAAUGGAAGAGGUAUGAACAGAGCUCCUUCUGGCUCAGCCAGAGUUACGACAUUGGGAAGAUGGACAUGAAAUAUUCUGUUGGCAAAGAAAUGCAGGCUAAAGUGCUGCGAUUGUUAGCUACAGCCUAUUUCGAGUGGGAUUGCAAUCUGUAUCUUGACAAGGCAUUGAAGGCUAUAAGCUUGGCAAAUCAGGAGAAUUUGCAUCCAGCAGGGUUUUUUUUGAAAGUUAAAAUUCUUCUUAGAAGUGGAGCAUCAGAUGAAGAUAUCAACUCAGCUGUUGCAGAAUUCCUGCACCAUGAGAUGUCUUUAGACUUUUGUUUGAAUACUGCCAAACUGCUGCUGGAGCAUGGAAGGGAGUCAGUUGGUUUUGAUUUUCUGAAAUCUGUUCCUGAACGAUUUGAAUCUUCACCUGACCUUGGAAAAAUUACCCUGCUCCACAUCGAGUUCCUGUUGCAGAACAAGAGGGAACUGCUUGCUAAGCAAAAGGUUGAAGAAGUUAUUAUAGGUCAUUAUACUGGGAAACAGCUGUUGCCUGAAGCCUUGAACCAGCUGCACAUUAUCUUGUGGGACAGAGCUGCCAAACAUUAUGAGGCAAAAAGCUAUUCUGAAGCUCUUCACUGGUACAAUUACUCUGUCAGCUUCUACACACCUGGGCAGAUAGAUCAGAACUUGGCUAAGCUGCAAAGGAAUAUGGCCUCUUGCUAUCUUCAUCUGAAACAAGUUGACAAGGCUAAAGAAGCAGUUAAAGAAGCAGAGAGGUGUGAUCCAAACAGCAUCUUUACUAAAUUCAGUGUCUAUAAGAUUGCAGUGAUGGAGAAAGAUACUGAUAAAGCUGUGGAAGCAGUUAUUGAAAUGGGGAAGCUAGCAGAAAAGCCAUCUCAACGUGAAGAAAAGCUGAGAGUGGAUGAAAAUACAGGCACUAACCUCCUGAGUUUAGCUGCCCAAAUUGCUUUAGAGAAUGAACAACAGGUUGUGGCUAUCAAAGCUUUGAAGUAUUUGUCUGAACAUUUACAGGACUGCCGACAAUUAUUUGCAGCUUUAAA
This is a messenger RNA of Fulmarus glacialis (Northern fulmar), 1651 nucleotides long. It is a transcript of the gene TEX11, whose product is annotated as testis expressed 11. The transcript has 17 exons. The record is from RefSeq and is a predicted model, not a curated record. Gene Ontology annotation, molecular function: protein binding. Gene Ontology annotation, cellular component: central element. The annotation marks the transcript as partial. NCBI's taxonomy places the organism in Eukaryota, Metazoa, Chordata, Aves, Procellariiformes, Procellariidae. Gene Ontology annotation, biological process: meiotic cell cycle; synaptonemal complex assembly; male meiosis chromosome segregation.